Molecule: messenger RNA, 312 nt
Organism: Microthlaspi erraticum
Lineage: Eukaryota; Viridiplantae; Streptophyta; Magnoliopsida; Brassicales; Brassicaceae
Source: the annotation of a GenBank genome assembly
AUGGAAGCAGAGGAUAUUCCACUCUGGAAAAUCAAAGACAACGAGUUUAAAAAUAAGUUCGCUUCCGCCAGCACUUGGAAUCUCAUUCGUGAAGUUUCGCGGCAAGUUGACUGGUGUGAACCCCUCCUGUGUUUUCUGUCAACACCGGACAGAAUCACGGGACCAUCUGUUUUUCCUCUGUCCCUACUCCUCGGAGAUUUGGACACAGCUCACCGCCAAGCUCCUCCAAUCCACCUUUUCAACAGAUUGGGAAAUAAUUGUCUCGCUCAUCUCAGGAAAUCAACAUCGAGGAACACAUCUCUUCCUUACUAG